AUGUUUAACAACUCCGAGUCACUGUGUUCUUACUCGGAUACACAGUCACUUUACCUCCCCAACCCACAGCAAUGGUCGACUGCCGCUUCGUCUACUAGCUCGAAUUCAGGUUCGGCACAGCGAGGUUAUGCCCAGCAGCAUCAGCAAUACCAACAGCGGCAACACCAGCCACGGCAGCCAAGUCCACCACGGCAGCAACACCAACAACAAUACGUUUCGCAGAAACAACAGCAGCAGUACCAGCAGCAGCACCAAUCACGGAGGCCAUCUUCACAGCGGCCCUCAAGACCGCCCUCACCAAGCCCCAUCCGACGAGAACAGGAGAUCUCGAAGCGGGAUGCCGCCAUGGCACUCCACAGCUUGCAGGUUCCGGCAUGUAUCAGUCCCAAAGGCGGAAGUCUCUCGGAUUUGGUGGCUGAUUUGACAGCACUGUUUUGGUUCGAAACUUCAAAAGUACUUGAGCAGGCCGCGACAUACGAUGCCCUUCGUCCAGGCGCCGCCCCUGUACGGCGGAUCGAGGGACCCGCCAUCGCUUGCCCCAACUUCAAGAAAUGGGUCCACAACCUCUUGUCGACUACCCAGGUGACGCAGAAUGUUAUCCUUCUGUCUCUCUUGUACAUUCAUCGACUCAAGGUUCUGAACCCAAAAAUGCAUGGGCUCCCAGGCAGUGAGUAUCGGCUGCUCACGGUCGCGCUGAUGUUAGCAAACAAGUUUCUCGACGACAACACAUACACCAACAAGACGUGGUCCGAGGUGUCCCAGCUUUCGGUGAACGAGAUUCAUGUUAUGGAGGUUGAGUUUCUGGGAAAUAUGCGAUACAGCCUUCUGGUCACCGAGAAGCAGUGGGAAGAAUGGCUGGUUAAGCUGGCUAGAUUUCGCGAAUAUCUGGAGCGAGCGCGACAAGUUUCUUCAGCAGAUCUGUUGGCACCGUCACCAAACGCCCUCCCCGUUUCGGCUUUGCCCUCUCCCACAACAGGCCAGCACUUUUCCUCACCACUGCAGCCGACUCUGGCCGGACAGUCACCAAGCGCGAGUUUCUAUGCGAAGCAGAGCUCUGGCCAAGGUUGGCCGACCCAUGCCGCCGGCCAAACCCCAAUCUGGAACCCGGCAAGCACACCCUUAACCCGAAAGAGGAGCAUGCCAGAGUUUGAUCUUUUAGAGCCGCCAGCUAAACGUCGGACGCCGUUGAAGCCGUACGCCUCCUCAGAGACCCUAUACCCCACAGUAACGGUACCUGAAGCCCUCAGAAAUUCUCGAGAAUUUGCCUGUGCACCGCUUCCAUCGACGAGCGAGAUGGCCUUGAAACAAGCGCGCUUGUCGGUGUCAAACUUGACAUUGAACAACGCUCAAUCAUCCACGGCAAAUACGCUCCCGAGUGAAGUCUAUUCCCGCGUCAGCUACGCACCGGAGAGCAUGAUUUCUUUGCCUCCCAUCCUUUUACCUGCUCCGGGCAUGGCUGCGACCUACGUCAACUCCACGUCGGCGGCUGCUCCCAUUCCAUCAAUCUUGCCAACCAGCGGCUCUGGUGUCUCGCCGUCGACCGUCGUUGCAGCUUCGACAACGGCUCACCCGACCUCUCAGUAUGCCUUGUCUGCGAACCGCCUACAGUCUCAGCACAGCCUGACCUCAAGCGGGGCUUAUCUUGGCUCAUCUCCCAUCGGCGAGCCGCUCAUACAUACUCCGAUGCCGGCAAGUUCUCCUUCCAACAUAUAUCUUCAACAGCGGACGAGCCCGUACAGACCGGUCCGACAUGCCGAAACACUGCUUCAUCCCCCGCCAUCGGCCUUUCUCCAACAAUACCAUCUUCCGAACCCGAUUCCUCCGACUCAGCUACACUAUCAACCGCUUGGGCGGCGGAACGAGGUGCGCACGGGCAUUGUUCCAGAAUUCGCCAUGCCCAAUAGUGGGUUGACAAUGGCCGGAGCUGGUCGGUAUCAGGAGCCUAUCCCUGCCUUUCGUCAAUCGUUUUCGUUGCCUUUACGGGAUAUUCCGCCGGCGACAUCUGCAUAUUCACAGCAUCCAAGGCGUUAG
Messenger RNA from Neurospora hispaniola, 2031 nucleotides. RefSeq lists its product as uncharacterized. Gene Ontology annotation, molecular function: cyclin-dependent protein serine/threonine kinase regulator activity; protein kinase binding. The transcript has a single exon. The record is from RefSeq and is a predicted model, not a curated record. Lineage: Eukaryota; Fungi; Ascomycota; Sordariomycetes; Sordariales; Sordariaceae. Gene Ontology annotation, cellular component: cyclin-dependent protein kinase holoenzyme complex; nucleus. The coding region runs from base 1 to 2031 and encodes 676 amino acids. Gene Ontology annotation, biological process: regulation of cyclin-dependent protein serine/threonine kinase activity.